Mastomys coucha (southern multimammate mouse) is the source of this 3748-nucleotide messenger RNA. RefSeq names its product HHIP like 1 (gene Hhipl1). The record is from RefSeq and is a predicted model, not a curated record. Lineage: Eukaryota; Metazoa; Chordata; Mammalia; Rodentia; Muridae. The coding region runs from base 1621 to 3627 and encodes 668 amino acids. Gene Ontology annotation, cellular component: membrane. The transcript is spliced from 9 exons.
UGCGUCGGCGGCCGCGGUGCCCGGGCUCUCCGGGCUCGGGCGCAGCAGGCGGAGGCCCGCCCCCGGCCCCGCUCCCGGAGCCCCAGCCGCCCCGCCCACCCCGGGCGGAGACGGGGCGGGGCGCCACCGUUGGGCCACGCCUCCGAAAGGGAGGCGAGCAGAGGCACGGCGGGCCCCCGAGGUCCCCCUACGCGGUGAGCCGGCCCGCCGGGCACCCUGCCAGAGGCGCGUUCGAGCCACGGUCCCGCCUUCCCACAGGUCUGAUUGGACAGGUUCGGGGGUGUGCGGGAGGGGCGGGGCGCGCGCGGGGAGGCUGCGAAGAUGGUAUCUUCCAACCGCGGGGCCUUGCACCCUCCUCUCUCCCCCACCCCCGGUUCAAGUUUCUUCGCCCCGGAGGACGCGGCCUGGGCCAAUCCCAGGACUACAAGAGGUUUUAAAAUGCAGGUAGGGCUAGGGGGUGGCGGGGACCGGUGGGAAAGGUAGGGCAGGGCUUCCCUUAAAGGCGACGCGCGAAAAUGCGCGUCCCUUAUCUGGCCAGCGUCCCUGACCCUCCCUUUCUCACUCUUAAUAAACAAAUGCCCACCGGGCGGGCGCCGCUCCCUCCCUCCUUCCUUCCCUCCCGGGGGCAUCAGAGUUCCCUACAGUCCGAGAGAGUGGGAACAAUAGGACCCUGACAUGGGGGUGGGGGGGGUCGGGCAGGACUGCUCUUUGUCCCUUUCCGAGCCACCGAUCCUCUCUACCUGGGUCCCUGCCUGAUUUUGCAGCGGGGCUGUCUUCCCACCCCUAGCCCAAGACUGUGGCGCCUCGCCAGCCUUAUCUCAGGGCCAGAUCUCUCUCCCUUCUUCUUCUGACCUGGCGGAGGCCGAGGACCUGCCCAUUUUUCAGAGCGGUUCUCCGAGCCCUUCCCCUCCGCGCACUACGCUGCUAAAUCCCGGGACUGGAGGGACAUAUGCAGUUCGCUAGGUGGAAACCCCUGAGAAAGGCGAGGGAAGGUUUUCCACCCUGGCUAUAGUUGGGCUCCGUAGGUACGCAGCGACCGCAGAACCUUCCCUCGCCCCGCAUCUCUGCAGAGCAUACGGAUCGUCCUACACCUAUAAGUCCGGUCCCCAAAGCGCAUUUAACGGCGCUUCUGCAGCCAGCGGGCCGAGGGAAGGAUGCGUUUCCCCUGGACCUACAAGGAGAUAACCCACCCCGCGCGCGCACAUACGGGGUAAGCUACCCAGGGCCUGGAGCGCGUGCCCGCGCAGCAGCUGAGGUCCCCUUUUACAGUUACUCAGCCGUUUACUGAACCACCGCGUGUGCCCUCUCACACCUUCCCCAGCCCGGGGGAAUUCUACCGGGACUAGAGGCCACUUCUCUCUGAGGGUACUUGGCAUUGUUGGGAGGAGGGAGAGAGUACAACGUGAGAAGAAUCGGUGAGGCUGUCUGCAGCGCUAUGCGGGGAAUUCAAUUGCCUUAGAUCUGUGUUCUGGGAGGGACUAGGACCUAGGAGCUAGGAUCUAAGCCUGAGCGACAAGGACAAAGGAAUGCUCGCCCUAUGCGGCCCAUCUCUAUGACGCCGAGGACCCAGCCACCCCACUUCGGACAGUGCCCGGCCUGUGUGAGGAUUAUUGCCUGGACAUGUGGCAGACCUGCCGAGGUCUCUUUCGUCACCUCUCCCCUGACCGUGAGCUCUGGGCCCUGGAGAGCAACCGGGCUAAAUUAUGCCGCUACCUGUCCCUAGAUGACACUGACUACUGUUUCCCAAGCCUUCUGGUCAACGAGAACCUCAACUUGAACCUGGGCCGUGUUGUGGCUGAUGCCAAGGGCUGCCUGCAACUGUGUUUGGAGGAGGUGGCCAAUGGGCUUCGAAACCCGGUUGCCAUGGUACAUGCUGGGGAUGGCAGCCACCGCUUCUUCGUGGCAGAGCAGGUGGGGCUGGUGUGGACCUACCUGCCUGACCGCUCCCGCCUGGAGAAGCCCUUCCUGAAUGUGAGCCAAGCAGUGCUUACUUCACCCUGGGAAGGGGAUGAGCGUGGCUUCCUGGGUCUUGCCUUCCACCCCCGCUUUCCACAUCCCAGCAAACUCUAUGUCUACUAUUCGGUGGGGGUCGGCUUCAGAGAGUGGAUCCGCAUCAGCGAGUUCAGAGUCUCAGAGAGUGACGAGAACACCGUGGAUCAUGGCUCAGAGAGGAUAAUCCUGGAGAUUGAAGAACCCGCUUCCAAUCACAAUGGGGGCCAACUGCUCUUCGGGGAUGACGGCUUCCUCUACGUCUUUACUGGAGACGGUGGGAUGGCUGGAGACCCCUUUGGGAAGUUUGGAAAUGCACAAAACAAGUCGGCGCUGCUGGGCAAGGUGCUGCGCAUCGACGUGGACCGCAAGGAGCGCGGCCUCCUCUACGGCAUCCCUCCAGACAACCCGUUCGUGGACGACCCAGGAGCGCGGCCCGAGGUCUAUGCCCUUGGCGUGCGCAACAUGUGGCGCUGCUCCUUCGACCGCGGAGACCCAAUGUCUGGCACUGGCCGUGGGCGCCUGUUCUGCGGGGACGUGGGCCAGAACAAAUAUGAGGAGGUGGACCUGGUGGAGCGGGGCCGCAACUACGGCUGGCGCGCUCGCGAGGGCUUCGAGUGCUACGACCGCAAGCUGUGCGCCAACGCCUCCCUCGAUGACGUGCUGCCGAUUUUUGCCUACCCGCACAAGCUGGGCAAAUCAGUCACAGGAGGCUACGUGUACAGGGGUUGUGAGUACCCCAAUCUCAAUGGCCUCUACAUUUUUGGCGAUUUCAUGAGCGGGCGACUGAUGUCUCUCCGAGAGAACCCAGAGACAGGCCAGUGGCGGUAUAGUGAGGUCUGCAUGGGCCGAGGACAGACCUGCGCUUUCCCAGGUCUCAUCAACAACUACUACCCCUACAUCAUCUCCUUUGCGGAGGACGAGGCUGGGGAGCUGUACUUCAUGUCCACGGGUGUGCCCAGUGCCACAGCUGCCCGUGGGGUCAUCUACAAAGUGAUCGAUCCCUCCAGGCGGGCGCCUCCAGGGAAAUGUAAGAUCCAUCCUGCUCAGGUGAAGGUGAAGGGUCAUCUCAUCCCCUUUGUGCCCAAGGAAAAGUUCAUCUGGACGCCAGAGAGCACUCCGCGCCCCACAGCCCGCGCUCCCACUAAGGCGCCCCGCCGCAGGCGUCCCACGGCUGCUCCCCCUGCCCCCACCCCGCGACCCACAAAGCCCGCAAGGCCCACCCGGCGACCAGGAGCACGGAAGGGGGGCGGGCGACGGCGGGGACGCCCGAGUACCGCGGUCCCCGAACCCCAGAACGGCUCCGUGCGCCUGGUGCGGCCCGCAGGCCUGAGCCCUGGCCGCGGCCGCGUGGAAGUGUUCGUAGGCGGACGCUGGGGCACUGUGUGCGACGACGCCUGGGACACCAAGGCAGCCGCCGUGGUGUGUCGCCAGCUGGGCUUUGCGCACGCUGUGCGAGCCACUAAGCGCGCGGAGUUUGGCGAGGGCCGCGCGCUCCCGAUCUUGCUGGACGACGUGCGCUGCGCGGGCAGCGAGCGCAACCUGCUGGAGUGCGCGCACGCUGGCGUGGGCACGCAUAAUUGCAAGCACGAUGAGGACGCUGGCGUCGAGUGCAGCCACCAAGACCCGAACCUGUAGCCUGACUUCUCUCACCUGGCGGUGCUACCCUGCGAGUGGCCCCUUGGGUUUGCGGGCACGCAGUGCAGCACGCACGGGCCAGGAUGGAGGGUUCAUCUGCACGUGACCUCGAGUGUGUGUG